CAUGUAACAUAACAGAUUCUAAUCUUUUACGAGUGCGAACAGUGUUUGUAACGAUCGCUAACGAGCAACAGCUAAGACUGGAUGCGGCGCUAUCGAGGCCUUCGAUAAUACGCGCAACAGUUAGCUGUCAUCACAAGAAUUUAUAUAUUUUUUUGCCUUUGUAAUCAAUAAAAAUAAAAUAUCACUGUGGAAACUUAAAAGUGACCAUUUGAUUGUGCAACAAAACUUACGAUGAAGAAGCUGUAUCUGUACCUUGUAUUGGAAUUAUGCGUGUUGACCAUGUCGCAAAGAACUGCCUUGGAUACGUCGAUUCUCAAUUCCAUCUACCGUGGAUAUCGUAAUUGGUUAACGCAAUCCUAUGGCACAACAAAUGAGGAUCGAAUGUCUCAACUACGGAAUAAAAAUAACUUUCAAAAGGAAAUUCCAAUACACGUCCCUUUUCCUUGCAACGUUACAGCUGGCAGGUCUCCAAAAGUUCCCGAGUCGGUUCACCAUUUAAAACCAGGAGACAUAGAUGUCAUUGCUGCAAUGGGUGAUUCCUUGACAAUCGGCGCUGGAGUUACUUCGAUUUAUAUGUUCGAGGUGAACAUUGAAAAUAGAGGCAUAGUGGGUAGUAUUGGCGGUCAAGGAACUUGGCGAGAGUACCUGACUCUCCCUAAUAUUCUUAAAGAAUUCAAUCCUAAAUUAAUAGGUUAUUCACUUGGAGACGCUAUAAGUAGUGAUCCAGCUGCGCAGUUAAACGUCGCCGAAGGUGGAGCUAUGUCUAAAGAUAUGACUUUCAUGGCGACAUAUCUGAUCAAUAAAAUAAAAGAUGACCCGAGGAUAGAUAUCAAUAAACAUUGGAAGUUGAUUUCGUUGAUGAUUGGAAGCAAUGAUUUUUGCCUUAAUGCGUGUGCAACAUCUCCAUGGACUAUGUUAAAUGAUCACAAAAUAGAUUUAAUUUAUACUCUUAGAAAAAUAGAUUUAAUUAAUACUCUUAGAAUAUUAAGAGACAACUUACCAAGAACUUUUGUUGCUCUUAUACCACCACCUCACUUAAAGGAACUGGUUGCUGCACACAAAGGAAGAGAGUCAUUGCGGUGCUAUGUGUCAUCCAUGAUUGAAUGCUCAUGUAUGUUUGCUUUAAAAUUUAGGGAUGAAAGACCGGAAUAUUAUGAAUUAAUGGAGAGGUGGCAAGAGAUUGACGAAGAAGUCGCUAAUUAUCCAGAAUUUCAUAGAAAUGACUUCACCGUAGUAAUGUUACCGACUCUGGUAGAUGCAAAAAUACCUCUUGCCGAGGAUGGAUUUACCGACCUCUCAUAUCUUAACGCUGAUUGCUUUCAUUGGAGUCAAAAACUACAUGCAUUAUAUGCGAAUAGUCUGUGGAACAAUUUGUUGGAACCAGUUGGUAACAAGAGUGGUGCUUUCACUUCGCUAUUUAAAGAAUUUCUGUGUCCUGCUCCGGAAAGACCGUUCUUGAUGACUUAUAAAAAUUCACAGAACGAUGAAACUUAAGGAUGGGUAGAGAAGUUUAGAACAGUUUCUGUAAGUGGAAGAUGUAUUAUAAUCUUCGUAUUUGCCUAUUUAAAAAUGACGAAAAUUAUAAUCAGCAGAUGUUCAAAAAUAACAACCAAUGUUGGAUCCAUAACAAUAUUUAAUUUCUACUGUGCUA
Molecule: messenger RNA, 1651 nt
Organism: Bombus impatiens (common eastern bumble bee)
Lineage: Eukaryota; Metazoa; Arthropoda; Insecta; Hymenoptera; Apidae
Product: phospholipase B1, membrane-associated-like
Exons: 7
Coding region: 232-1494 (420 amino acids)
Biological process (GO): phospholipid metabolic process
Molecular function (GO): glycerophospholipase activity
Source: RefSeq, a predicted model, not a curated record